AUGGUAGAAGACGACAGUGAACAGAGACCUGCAAAGAGGCGGCGCGUCCUGGCUUGCGACACCUGCAGGAGACUCAAGAACCGAUGUGAAUACGAUGCCUCGAUUGGCAAAUGCACAAGAUGUAGACGCUUGAGACUGGAAUGCUCUCUAAGACCGUCCUCGUCCGACAUCCAAGAAGCUCCUCCAUAUGACUCGGCGACCAACUUGGGCUCGAUAGAAGAGAAAUUGGGUGAACACAGCGUGCUACUGAACGAUAUCAGAGACAUCGUACAGCGAAUACAAGUCCAAUCGCAAAGCCCUCAACAGUACAAAGCUGAAAGACCACGAAGUCAAUCUCUCGACACUGCCGAGCUCGAGAAUGGCAAUGAGGAGGAUCAGUCUGUUAACAAUCCUGCUGCAGACAGAAAUACCACCUCAGCGCCAGUCAACCUGAUCAGAAAUCGGUUCUCGGCUCUAAGUGGGCUGGCGAGACUGGCCAGAAACUCCAAAGACGUGGUCGAGCUCGGCUUGCUUUCAGAACGGCAGGCUCUCACGCUACAAGAGUUGUUCUUUCAGAGAAUUGGCCCGUGGAUCGGGAUCACAAAUUGGAACGCCAUCUCGGAAGCCCGGGACGUUCGCAGAAUAUCACCAUUGCUUUUUGCAGCCAUCUGCCUACAGGGCGCCCGUCUGGAUCCUUCCUUCUGCAACACGGUUCAGCACGAUCAGCUGUAUGAACAUGUCCGAACUCUUACUGGGCGCGAACUGCUAAUCUGUCCUCUACCAUUGGAAUCUGUAUGCGCUCUUCUUAUCCUGGCUAUAUGGAGCACUAGUCCCAAAGAGAAGGCCGAGUUCAUUGAUAGCUGGUUGAUGAGUGGAUAUGCUGUACAGCAAGCCAAAUUGUCGAUCAACUUUACCUCGCUUUUGAAGCACCUUAACGAAGGCAGAGCCGACCAUGUCGAUCAAAGAAGAUUAAGGCUCUGGAACAUGAUAUGCUUAUGUCACUUACAGUUCGCCGUUGGGACUGGACGACCCUCGGUCAUUGCGCCAGAAUACCUGGAACAUUGCCCCUCCAUCUUGAACACCAUUGAAGCCACAGUUUAUGAUGGUAUAUCUGUCGCCACAUUACAAUUGUUUGCGAUUGUUCAGGACCUUCUUAAGCACAACAAUCUGACAGAAGAUCAUUCGAGAAGGCAUCUGAAAUCAUGGACUAAUAAGUGGGGUCACUUGCUCGAUGCAAACGAUCACAGAGUCUGUGUGCUGCAAAUGGCUAUUGACUUCUGCCAUCUGGUACUAGAUCGAAGGUGCCUCGAUCAUCUCAACAACUCUCCCUCUCCUACUGCCGAACGACCCACUACUUCCCCAAACGAUGGUCAGCUAAAUUCACCCUCGGCAUCGAGCAGGGCUGAUAGGUCGUCACUACACAACCACGGCCUACGUGAACGGUACUUUCUCUUAUGCAAGGAACAUGCUAUGCAAUUACUGCUGACCUUCAAAUCGUUGCCACCGACGACAAGCGAGGAGGUACCAGAAUUCUUGCAUUUGUGUGUGGUAUACGCAAUGAUAGUGCUUGCGGAACUUUACAAGGAGCAGCCCCACGACCCGGCCGUACCGAGUUUGAUUCGUGAAACGCUCGCAUAUGGCCAGCAAGCCGUAUCAGGCACAACAAUCAGCUUCGAAGUUACCAAGGCUGCGCUUGGUGAGUUCCUAGGAAACACCGACAUCCAAACACAUCAGCAGCAUCUGGUUGCCCAUGCACAUAACCAUCACCUCGAGGCUGCCCCUGCACCAACUGAAAUGUGGGACCUGCCUCAGAUGGAGGACUUGUUCAGUGGUGCCUUCGCGACUGACAAUUAUCGCUGGUAUGGUUGA
This is a messenger RNA of Lithohypha guttulata, 1848 nucleotides long. RefSeq lists its product as uncharacterized. Gene Ontology annotation, molecular function: transcription cis-regulatory region binding; DNA-binding transcription factor activity, RNA polymerase II-specific; zinc ion binding. The record is from RefSeq and is a predicted model, not a curated record. NCBI's taxonomy places the organism in Eukaryota, Fungi, Ascomycota, Eurotiomycetes, Chaetothyriales, Trichomeriaceae. Gene Ontology annotation, biological process: regulation of DNA-templated transcription. Gene Ontology annotation, cellular component: nucleus. Bases 1 to 1848 code for a protein of 615 amino acids. The transcript is spliced from 3 exons.